AUGGAAGAUGAGUCUAAUUUCUUUCUUCAGCCUGGUUUCGAUGAGCUCAGCAUGAUAGGUGUUUGGAGAGAGAAGUCCUUGGUGUGCGUGGCAGGUGGCAGAGGGCGAGCGUGCGGAGAGGAGAUGGCAGACGUGGUGGAAGGAGAAGAGGCUCAUUUGUCAUGUCGGUUCAGCCCGGUUCUGUCUUCGAAGGAGCCGGAAUUCUUUUGGACUCGCACCGGACCGAGUGGGGAAAAGGACAUGGUCGCCAUCAGAUCCGUCCCGCUUGCCACACACUAUCGGAUCGACUUCAUUCCCUCGGAGGGGAAGUACGACCUGUUCAUCAAAGGAGCGACGUACGAGAGAGACAAUGGGAGAUUCGAAUGCAUGGUGAAAGAAGGUGGAACGGGGCGCGAUUUCUACAAUAAGGCAUAUUAUUUGACGGUGUUACUCCCACCGGGUCCACCCGUAGUGACACCCGGAGGUGAACCCUUGGGGAUCGAAGGGAAAGAGAUGAAGCUCUCCUGCUCGAGCCUCGGAGGAAGCCCCGACCCCCAAGUCACAUGGUAUCGAGUGGGAGAAGAUUCAAGUCUGGCAUCCGUGGUGACACCGGGAGGAAGGAAAGACCAAGCUACGACGGCGGUUUUAACUAUUAAUCCUCGACGAGAAGAUGACGGCGCUGAAUUCCGGUGUGUCGUCUGGAAUCGAGCUCUUCCUCAAAAAUCCCUUGAAACAACCGUCAGACUCAGAGUCCAUUACUUUCCCCGGGUGACUGUGGGGCCGGCGAACCCCGUCCGAGUGGAAGAAGGGGGUUCGGUGAGACUCAGUUGCAGUGUGGAUUCAAAACCCCCUGCCACCAGAGUGAGAUGGCUUCAAAACGGUCGAGUUCUUGGCCAGGGAUUAGUGCACACGUUGGAGAAGGUCCAGCUAGAAGAUGCAGGCACUUACACGUGUCAGGCCUACAACGGUCUGGAGUCGACGGGAGAAGGGGAUGUGCUCGUGGAUGUCCUCUACGGCCCGAUCGUGAGCCUCCCAAAACGACGAGAGGUCCAACCGGGCCAAGGGAUCACCGUUCAAUGUCUCGUGGACAGCAAUCCUCUGCCCUCGUCGAUCGAAUGGCUCAAGGAAGGGGAUCCGGAGUUCAGACAAAGAGGCGCCGAACUCGUCCUUCCCGUCGUCACGGCGGAGGAUGUGGGAACAUACACGUGUCGAGCCCUCGUCUCCUUCGCGGUGGAUUCCCCAAAAAGGAAAGAGAUCGAACGAGAAGGGAACGGCAGUGUGUUGAUCUUGGUCAAUCACCGACCGGGUCGAGCCACGAUUCGAUCGGAACCCGAGUUCCCUGUAGCCGGGGAACCUGUGACCCUUGUGUGCGACCCGAAUCCACCGGGAUGGCCCGAACCGGUCAUCGUGUGGUGGAAAGACGAUGGCAAUCCCGAGAAUCCCAUUUCCAAUGGUGGAAACUUCACUCUCCCGGGUCCUGUGUUGGGGGGCGAAGGGGAAGGGGUGUAUCAUUGCUUGGGAAGGAAUAGCUUGGGUGAAGGAACCCCAGCUUCAUAUGCAUUGGAUCUGGGACAGAAACCCCGCAUAUCCAGCCCCUUGCCCCCGCAGGUCGUGAAGGGCACAGAUUCUCCACGAUUCUCCCUCAAUUGCUCCGCCACCGGAAAGCCGGAACCGGAGGGGGUGUGGUUGAAGGGAGGGGAAGAGAUCCCGUCGGGGAGUCCUUUGUACGGCAUCCGUGAGGAAGCCGUGGAAGGGCGAUUUGGGGUGUGGACGGUGAAGAGCGAAUUGGUGUUUUAUGGACGCGACCGGUCGGGCGACCAAGAUCGUCUCUCCCCCUCCGAUCGAGGGUCCUAUACUUGCCUCUUCCGUAACCAGGUCGGAUCUGACAAGUCCUACACCCUCCUCCGCAUCCAACAUGCGCCAUUGGAUGAAGGGACGGGGAAGAAGGUGGCGGGGACCGUUGGAUCGUCUGCCGUCUUACAAUGUCGAGUCCGCUCGUUCCCACAACCCACAUUCUCCUGGUCGUUCCAAGAUAACCCAUUGGUUGCCAUGGCCGGCUCGAAGUACGAGAGCAACAGCAGCAACCUCGAAGGAGAUGUCCACGUGGGGAUGUUUCACAUUCAGAGCAUCACUCCAGGGGAUUACGGUCUUUAUACGUGCCACGUCCAGAACAGUUUGGGUGGGAUACGACUGGAGAUUCGUCUCCAGGGUCACAGCUCACCUGACCCACCCGAACCACCUGUGCCUGUCUCCACCGGCCCCACUUGGAUCCUCUUGGAAUGGGAACCUGGUUUCGACGGUGGGCUUUCCGAUUCCCUCGGAUUCAUGGUUUCCGCCGAUCCCCAGGACGAUCCUCGCGCGGAAAGGAAGGAGUUCGAUUGUCAGAAUCACAAUCCCUGCAAUAUCACCAAUCUUCGACAUCAGACAGCCUACCUCUUUCGGGUAAGGGCGUUCAACGCGAAAGGAGAGAGCGAAUUCUCGGCUUCGUCCAGACUGUCGACGGAAUUGAAUUUCGAGGAGAUACCAAGCCCCGUGGAUGUUGUUUAUGGGAAGAACAUUAAGACGCUGGCAUUCAGCUUCUUGAGUUCCCCUUUCGACCUGGAGGCGGUGGUGGAGACCAAGUCCGGAUCUGGAUGGGAGGUCUACGACCGAAUACCCCUGGAUAGAACAACCCGGUCCCGCCAACACGAUUUGGUCAUGGAUCUGGAAGGCAAGGAUCCGUCCGUCCGUGUCAGUCUCUGUCUUCAGGGCAACCAGACUAUCUGCGGACGACCUACCGUCGCUGAAAUCGAGGCGGAGAUGCCGGUACACAUGUUGGUGAGUAAGGGAUUCCCUAAGGAGUUGCAGGUGACAAUCGGAGUGUGCGCCCUCGCCUUCCUUGCUGCCAUCCUCAUCGUCAUCUGCAUACUGCGUCGCAAGGUCAACGGAUCCAAGGGCUCUGGCAAGGACUACGAACUCGAGAACUCACACGUUCGUCCGAACUUGGUGACGGGUGUUGGGGGGAAUCCGCCUCCGCCAUACUAUCCCGGGGACACAAAGUCUUCCCUUUCCCUCUAUGAUCCUCCUCAUAAUCACAGCCACAACACAAGCACGAGCAGAAACGGAUAUCCGGGAUACUCGUAUCCUGCUGCGGGCAACGGUCAUCUUCCCAAUGGAUCAGGCUACGGCAUGGGGCAAGGGCCAGGAGAGGAAGGAGGAGAGGGAUCCGAGGAUUCCCUUUGGAAAGGAAAGUUGGGAACAGGGGAUCAUGGAAAUGGAGCUUACACGUUACACGCGUACGAUGGAGCCCCAAGUCGAGGGCAAGGGACGUUCCGGGGUUAUGACGAUUACGUCACGUAUCCCCCCUCCGCCCACGAGGAGUACUUGAACCAGAGGAAUAGGCAACUCCUCCCUUUUUCGUCCCGGAAUCCCCUGCAUGAUGAUGAUCUCAAUGGAGGAGGAGAGCAGCAGGUCCAUUACCAUCUUCCUGACCCUCUUCUCGAUGGAUCCCGUUACGUGGGGUCGAGUGAUAUGGGUGCUGGAGGUGAUCGGACUCAACAGGUCACGAUGUCCUUCGAAGAAUCCUUCGAUAGUGUCCCUGGUCAAGGUCAAGGUCACAUGACCCCGACUUCUCGCCACCGGCGGGUCAUCCACGAGGUCAUCGUCUGACCCUGACCUGUCCCUGCUCAAUUCCCUCCCAUCUUCACUCGCCCCUCCUCUUGAUCUCGGCCCGAUUUUUGUUUUAGGUUAUUUUGAUAUGCUUGGACAUGGAUGAUGGAGAAUGAUUAUGAGAGGCAAUUUUAAGCAUGACUGGUAUAAUCUAGUCUGAACUCUGAAAGAGAGAGGGGGAGAAGGGAUACAAAGCGAUGCCUCUGGGAUUCGCUUUACUUCGGCUUUUUUUUCAGUCUUGUCAAUCAGUUCCAUAGAGAGGGCGAGAGAGAUGUAAUCAAGAUAUGACCGGAAGGCGAAAGGAACUUCUUCAGGGGUUUCCUCGCCUCCAUUUCAGUCAAUCAGAAUAGGAAAGAGAGUAAGAAAAAAAUGGAGGCCUUGAUGACUUCAUCCGGAUUGAUCUUGCGGCCUGUUUUCUAGGCCCACUUGAAAUCUUACAUGGGGGAGAAAAAAAAAGAAUGGGCCGGGUGCGGGACAGGUGGAUUUGUCUGGAACAAAGGGAUUGUUCAUCGGUCAUAUGAACACACUCUCCCCUUCUCCGUUCACCCGAAGAGUGAAUGGUCCCUUUUCUGUCUCUUGUGUGUUUUCUCUUUCCUUCAGCCCGCCUCCGUUGAAAUGGGCAGUUAGUGGCGUAGGAAAUCGGUCGUGACUCUCUCUCUAUUGAUGAUUCUUCGAUUCUCUUCUCCCCCUCUCUCUUAUAAAAAGGCAUUGUUGGUUCAGUGACUUGAAGAUGGGGGAGCCAGUCAUGAUGCAUUUCGACCGACUCUUGUUGCAUUGUCUGUGAUAUCGAUGGCAACGACCUUUUCCUGCUUUUUUUUUUUUUUCC
This is a messenger RNA of Darwinula stevensoni, 4453 nucleotides long. The record is from the annotation of a GenBank genome assembly. NCBI's taxonomy places the organism in Eukaryota, Metazoa, Arthropoda, Ostracoda, Podocopida, Darwinulidae.